AUUUUUGAGAGAGAGAGACAGAGUGUGAACUGAGAAGGGGCAGAGGGAGAGAGAGGGAGACAAAGAAUCUGAAGCAGGCUCCAGGCUCUGAGCUGUCAGCACAGAGCCCGACGCGGGGCUGAAACGCACCAACUGUGAGAUCAUGACCCGAGCCGAAGUCCGGCACUUAACCAACCGACUGAGCCACCCACGUGCCCCAUAAAUGAGGAUUUUAAAAGAAAACGAAAUACGUCAUGUAUGAGCUGAAGAAGCAAAAUGACAAAAAAGGAAACUGUCCCUGAAAAAUGCCCAGAUAAUUGUUUGGGAUUUCCCCUGUUUUUACAAAGCCAUUUUCAUUGCAGGAUUGAGACUGGGCCUAAGGUAUGAAGCUCUGGGAGAAGAGGCCCGAUCAACUCAGGUUGCCUCCUAGGCCUGGGAUGGGUGAAGUUUUAUUUCUGUUCUCAAAAGCUGGUUGGGACAUGGAGAAACCCUGAGGCAUUAGGAAACCUGAAUUUAACUGGGCAGCUUCAGCUCACUGGCCCCCAUGUCUUUACUGUGCCCUGGGUCUUUCCAGGUCUUUAGCUUUCUCCGUGUUCAUGGUUGCAGAGGCUGGGCCAACACUUUCUCCCCAGUUGAAGGCCUGGAACCCCUCGCCAGGUUCCUAGGCUUUCGCCCUCAUUUUCCUGUCAGUUAGUCUUCUGAUCACCUGUGUCCAGAUACUUCGCUGGCCUCUUUGGACAUUUCUGUAGCAGCUGCUUUAGAACAGGCCUGCUUGGAGGCUUAUUUUUGGUGCUAAUUGUGCUGUGGAUCUCCAUUUCCUGAGAUAGGUCUUGCCAUUUCUAUUUCCUGCUGGGUGCCUUCCUUCAGAACAUUUGUCUCUGGGCUCAAGUUCAUUCUCUUUAGCCUCACUGCCAGAUUUCUGGUCACUGUGAGCAGCUUUCUAGUCCUUUCCUACUUGGGUUUCUUGCUCUUCUCCAGUCUAUUCUGCAGGUUUGUUGGGGAAAGUCUCUGUCCCUCUUCCUCUGACUUUCAGCUGCCUUCUGAGCAGUUGUUUCUGCUGCUGGGGCUCAGCACGGCUGGAGCCUGUCCCUCUUGCUCGGCUCAGCCUUCUUUUGUUGUUGCUGGUCUUCAGCUCUGUCUGUAGGCCUUCAGCCACUUACUUUAUCAUUUCCCUCCUUUUCCUUUGCUUUUGUUUUCUCCAGUACUUCUUCUUUUUCUCCACUGUUUUUCCACAUCAAAGCUUCACUUCUCUGCCAGAACUUCAGCUGACUCCUCAGCAUGCAUGAUCCCUAAUGUAGUUCUUGACUGGACUGACUCUUCAUGCCCUGAGAACAGGAGUGUAGUUUUUUUGUGUGCUAGCUGGAUGGCAGCCUGCUUUCUGGCAUGAGCUCUUUCCGUCUGUGGUUAGUCACUCUUUUUUUCUCUGUCCUGACAGCAUUGGCUGAGUCUGGGAGAUAGCGAAUAGGUAUUGGUUUAUAACCAAGUAGGGGAUGGCUUCGGAGUGAAGGGAGUGAUUUCUUUAAAUGUAUUUAAUGGUCGCAGGAGAUGGAGGAUGGUUUCAGGGGACGGUGAACAUCAUUUGUGACUUGGUGUACUCAGUUAUGGGACCCUUUACAAGAGGUACCGAGGCCUGCUUUCCAUAUAAUUUACAUACAUGUUCCAUAGUAGGAGUCCAAUUUUACUGUUUUUUGUAUGAACUACUAGUUUUCCAGCAUCAUGUGUUGAAAAGUCUGUUCUUUCCCCUUUCAGUGCUCUAGUGACCUUUCUGAAAAAUAAGUAAUAUUCGAUGUAUUGGUUAAUUUCUGGACUCUUAUGAUAAUCAUCUAUGUGUCUAUCCCUAUGCUAGCAUUUCAGCAUUCUGAUGACUGCUUCUUCGUAAUGUCAGUGUGCUUCCCAGGUGCCUGCCGUUUCCCAAGCUGGGAAGUCAGGAGACCAGGCAGCAGCAACUGUGCUUCGGAUGGUCAGGCCCCAGGGUUCUGCAGCGUACGAGUUCCUGUCUGUGGACUAUACCGAGAGGAAGUGGAAAGGUCCGGCACUCAGUCAGAGAGCCGUGUACCGGAGCCUCAUGCCGGAAAAUUAUCGCAGAGUGGCCUCAUUGGCAAAUGAGGCUAGGAUGGAGUGUCCAGAUUUGCCUGCAAAGCAGGAAGUUUCUAAAGGACUGGGGUCAUCUGAUGGGACAUCAGGAGGCCUCUGUGGGGUGGUUUCUGGGGAACCAGAGGCAGGAACUGCCUGUGAAGGUGCUUUAGAGAAGCUGGAAGGGCAACCCUCAGAUGAGGAAGGGAGCAGACUGGAAAGUGACUUCUUCAAACUAACACACAAGGAUAAAGGUGAAUCCACAAAAGAUGGAUGUGAUGAAUAUAAGGAUCCAAAUCUGUCCUGUAGUGCUACAGAACAUCAGAGAGUUCUCAAGGGACAGAAAUUUUACCAGUGUGAUGAAUGUGGUAAAGCUUUUAAUUGGAGUUCACAUCUCAUUGGGCACCAGAGAAUCCAUACUGGAGAGAAACCCUAUGAGUGUAAUGAGUGUGGGAAGACUUUCAGGCAGACCUCUCAGCUCAUAGUUCAUCUCAGAACCCAUACAGGGGAAAAACCCUAUGAGUGCAGUGAGUGUGGAAAGACUUACCGACACAGCUCCCAUCUUAUUCAACACCAGAGACUCCAUAAUGGUGAGAAGCCAUAUAAAUGCAAUGAUUGUGGAAAAGCUUUCAACGAGAGUUCCAAGCUCUUUGACCAUCAAAGAACCCAUACUGGAGAGAAACCUUAUGAAUGCACUGAGUGUGGGGCUGCCUUUAGUCGGAGUAAAAAUCUUGUUCGACAUCAGGUACUUCACACUGGUAAGAAACCUCACAAGUGUAGUGAAUGUGGGAAAGCUUUCUGUUCUAAUAGAAAUCUUACUGAUCAUCAGAGAAUCCAUACUGGCGAAAAGCCUUAUGAGUGUAAUGAAUGUGGCAAGGCCUUCAGUCGGAGUAAAUGUCUUAUUCGACAUCAGAGUCUCCACAGUGGGGAAAAACCGUACAAAUGCAGUGAAUGUGGGAAAGCCUUUAGUCAGAUCUCUCAACUUGUUGACCAUGAGCGAAUUCAUACUGGAGAAAAACCUUUUGAAUGUAAUGAAUGUGGUAAGGCAUUCAGUCUCAGUAAAUGUCUUAUUCGACAUCAGAGACUCCACACAGGUGAAAAGCCCUAUAAAUGCAACGAGUGUGGAAAAUCCUUCAAUCAGAACUCAUACCUCAUUAUACACCAGAGAAUUCACACUGGUGAGAAGCCUUAUGAAUGUAAUGAGUGUGGAAAGGUCUUUAGUCAUAAUUCUAGCCUUAUGGUUCAUCAAAGAACCCAUACUGGGGAGAAACCCUAUAAAUGCAAUGAUUGUGGGAAAGCUUUUAGUGACAGCUCACAGCUCACUGUGCAUCAGAGAGUUCACACUGGAGAGAAGCCCUACGAGUGUAUUGAGUGUGGGAAAGCCUUUAGUCAGCGUUCCACUUUCAAUCACCACCAGCGAACUCACACUGGAGAGAAGCACUCAGUUCUGGCUCGCUCAGUUAGUUAAGACAUUCUCCAAAACAAAGCCAGAAACGAGUUAAAUUCAUUGUUUUUGUAAGAAAGAUGCUCACCCUGAUCUCUUGGUAUCACUGAUGAACAGCCAUUCCCUACAUUCUGCUGGGUCAUAAAGUUGGGAGAGUCACAGUGCCAUCAUUCCCCACUAUCAGGGAAGUAAGAACGACAGAUUUCAGGUAGUUGUAGGUUUCCUUCCUUCUCUCUCUCCAAAAAUAUAGCUCUGGUUUUUGAAUCCCAUAGUCAGAUUGUGUGCUUGUCAAAGACAGUGAUUACAUACUUCUUUUCUAUUGCAGCUAAUUCAUUUCACAUUUACAUAAAGUUACUCUCCAGUGCUCUGAUACUUACCUAUCUUGGGCAUGGCCUUUUCAAAAGUUCUAUUGUGAUCUAGAUCCUCAUCACUUGCAUUCCCUACCUAGAAAAGCUCUUUUUAUUUGUUAAUGUUGGCCUCUCAGACCCUUUAAGAUCCAGCUCAUCUCAGAAAGACUUUCUUCUUGAAAUGCUUUUCCUUCCUCCUAAACUUCUGUUGAUUUGACCUCAUGCUUCAACUUACUUUGUGCUGUAAUUUGCAAUUGUUAUUAAAUUGUCUUGACAACUAUUCUCAAUGCAUAUGUGUAUAGUUUCAUACCAAUUUAAUGUAGGCUGUUUGGGGUCGGGUAUGAGAUCUUUGUCUUUUAGCACAUAGACAAUUCUCAUAUACUAGUUGUUUAAUAAAUAAGUUUUAAAAAUUCA
Neofelis nebulosa (Clouded leopard) is the source of this 4257-nucleotide messenger RNA. Its product is annotated as zinc finger protein with KRAB and SCAN domains 7-like. Bases 1937 to 3520 code for a protein of 527 amino acids. The transcript is spliced from 4 exons. The record is from RefSeq and is a predicted model, not a curated record. Gene Ontology annotation, molecular function: DNA-binding transcription repressor activity, RNA polymerase II-specific; RNA polymerase II cis-regulatory region sequence-specific DNA binding. Lineage: Eukaryota; Metazoa; Chordata; Mammalia; Carnivora; Felidae. Gene Ontology annotation, biological process: negative regulation of transcription by RNA polymerase II.